AUGGCCACUCCAACCAAAGAAAAGAGUAACCGCCUCAGUGACGCCGAGAUUCUAUCCGACCUUCAAACGUACAAGCCCGUCACAGAUUCAGACACCCGCAACGUCUGGGCCUUCUGGGACAAAGGCCUAUCCAACAGCCCCGAAUGGAACCAGCGCAAUGUCAUUAGCUGGGUUCGACGGCUCAGUCCCAAAUGGACAGUCCGAGUCUUAGACCUCGUCAAGGGCUCGCCCAACCAUGUGUCCCAGUAUAUUCCCCGCGAAAUGCUCCCAGAUGUCCUCUGGAAUCGAACAAUGACCGGCCCUCAUGUAGGACAGCAUAGCUCUGACCUUAUCCGCCUGCCGCUGCUCUACCUCUAUGGCGGAGUGUGGCUUGACGUCGGGAUGCUUCUGUUCCGGUCGCUGGACGCCCUGUGCUGGAAUGCCCUGGAAGAUCCCGAGACUCCGUACGAGGUGGCGGCGUUCAAGGUCUCCAUGGGCCCCGAGAUCUCCUUCUUGUUCAAUGGGUUCAUUGCGGCGCGGCGGGGAAGUCUCUGCAUCAAGUAUUGGCUUGAGAUUUUCCGCACGCUGUGGGAUGGAGCAACGAGCUGUGCGGGGAUGCAUUCACACCCGCUGCUGGCGCAUCUGCCGGUCUAUGAACCACCCUCGUUGAACGGAAAGCGCCCACCGUUCAUGUAUGCGCAGUUUGCAGAUUACCUUGCCCAGGUCUUUUGUCUGGAACGGCUUAGGCAUCUGGUUGAUUCCAAAACGAGAUGGGACGGACCAAAGUUCUUUGAAGAGAAGGUUUUGCUAUUUGAAUGUGUGACAGAAGCGUACUGGGCGCAGAGAUUGACGGACUGGAACGGGAGGAAGCAGUAUGAGUUGUUGAACCUGCCACGUGGGGAGGACAGUUUGGACAAUGAGGGGGCUAAGGAGGCUGAGGCACUUGUCCAAGGUGUGCUGAGCAUGUCCUCGACAAUGAAGGUGUCGCAUGGCCUUGUUACUGCAGGCCGAGAGUAUUUAGCUGAGAUAUGGGACAAUCCGGAGAACCAUGACGCGGAUAUCAGACCAGGGACGUUUGCAGCGUACUUACGAGAGGCCAGCGAGACGUUUGAGCAGACAAAAGAGCUGGUGCCGCUUAAGAUGCCUGUGAUCGAGAAGGCGCUGCUUCGGGCGGGAAUCACAGAGGUGGCUGGAUAG
Molecule: messenger RNA, 1176 nt
Organism: Aspergillus clavatus NRRL 1
Lineage: Eukaryota; Fungi; Ascomycota; Eurotiomycetes; Eurotiales; Aspergillaceae
Product: glycosyltransferase
Exons: 1
Coding region: 1-1176 (391 amino acids)
Molecular function (GO): glycosyltransferase activity
Source: RefSeq, a predicted model, not a curated record